AAGGAUUUGGAGGGAGGAGGAGGAACCCUUAUUGCAACCUGUCACAUAUUGCAUUGUGGUGCUGUGAAAAAUCGAUAUUUCCGAGGGUAGGAAAAAUGAAAAUAACAUCACACUGUCAGUUCGGAGCGUACUAAGUUUGCAAACAGCUUUCACCAUACAAGAACAAACAACAGGCGGACCAGCAACUAAACGAGAGUGAGAGAGCGUGUGGUUAACGUUUUGCGAAACUCCAGUCACAGCAUUCCACAAUGCUAAAGUCCGAAUUUCAGCACCAGUUCUGGGUGACAAAGAAAGCGGUACAAAGGAAAUUAGGAUCUAAGGAGGAUGAAAACAUUGUGGCAUCCGAUGGGGAGCUGGACUCGAAGAUAGAACUGUUCCGGUCGGUGGCAGAAAGCUGCAGCAAGCUGUACCGUAUAAUCGAUCAGUAUCAGGAGCGGGUAUGCAUACUGGCCCAGGAGGAAAAUUCGCUGGGCAAAUUCUUGCGCGAAGUCAGCAAGGAAAGUCCCACCACCGGCAAGAUGAUGUCCACGACCGGGAAAGCGGUAUCGUACUGUGGACAGCAACGCAUCUCGAUUCGUGUCCCACUGUUGCGCCUGCACCAUGACGUACACACGUUCAAGGGACGUGCGAUUGCGGACACGCACCACACGAUACAGCUGAUGGAGAAGGAACGGACCGAGUAUCGGGCAGCGUUGAGUUGGAUGAAGUCGGUUAGCAUUCAGCUCGAUCCCGACACUGGCCGAGGGUUGGAAAAGUUCCGCAAAGCUCAGCGACACGUCAAGUCGGCGAAGACCAAGUUCGACAAGUACACGCUGGACUGUUUGGAGAAGAUUGACCUUUUGGCCGCGGCAAGAUGCAACAUGUUUUCGCAUGCCCUCGUCGGAUAUCAGAAUGCCAUCCUGCAGUUCGCGAAAAAGACGGACGAAACGUACAAGAACACGCUCAAGAACCUAGCUAAAGAUCCACACUAUAGUUUCUCGAUACUGAAGGAAUUGACGCAAGCAAACCCAAACGCAGAGGAGGAACGGGAAGGCGAUGCGCCGGGCGAAGCUGUUGAAACUCAACCCGGCGAACUACCGGCCGAUGACGAUCAGAUGCUUUUCUUUAAGGACGACUACAAGGACGACGUGGGGACGACAGUGGCGUCAGAAAAGGAAAACGUUCUCAAGGAUGUAGCAUUAGAAAUCGAUGCGCUGCUGUCAGGCGUUCCGGACCUUACUAUCGGUGCAGCUGACCCAGCACUUGCGAGCAAAACGCAGGACACUACUACAGCCGCGACGGACCUUCUCGGUCUUAACCUGGAUGAUGAGUUUUCCGACUUUAUGUCGGCACCGGCACCAUUUUUGCCUUCGGCGCUACUAACGAACUGCAUCCUUACCGAUGAGGGUGGGUUCGAUUUUGGCGCCAGUCUGUCCGAGCCCGCGGCCGACCCUUUGCAACCGCUGCACGAUCCCGAAACGAACGGUGGAAAAUCGUCCGAAAAGGCGUCCGACAUUUUUAGCAGCCUGUUACAAUCGUUCUCCAAGCAGGGUGGGACCGAUUCUAGUGCCGCCGGCACGGUGAAACAGAGCAAGCCAACCGGUAGCAACAAAACGGCAGGAAAAGAUCUUAGCGGCUGGUAUCAGCUGUUUGCCGAACUGGAUCCACUCUCCAACCCGGACGCUAUCCCGUCGAAAUCCGAUGCACCCAACAACAGUAUGGCCGCUUGAGUGCAUCUGCCGCGUUUGGGGCGUGUGAGCGUCGUGCUUCAUUUCUUUUCCACCUGCAUUGUGUUACUCAGCAUUCGUUCCGUUUCGUUGUCCGUUUUGUACCGUGUGUUUGCUUGUUACUCGUCGGGUCGGGUGUGUACCUUUCGGUAGAAGUACUUUCCGUUCGAUCGCAUUACAUUUACGAUUGCUAUACUUGGCUGUACUUUUAUCCGAAGGUGAAAAUAAAACAAAGUGUCUACUUAAAUACAAACAGAAAA
This is a messenger RNA of Anopheles stephensi (Asian malaria mosquito), 1966 nucleotides long. It is a transcript of the gene ICA69, whose product is annotated as islet cell autoantigen 1. NCBI's taxonomy places the organism in Eukaryota, Metazoa, Arthropoda, Insecta, Diptera, Culicidae. The transcript has 4 exons. Gene Ontology annotation, molecular function: protein domain specific binding. Bases 249 to 1709 code for a protein of 486 amino acids. Gene Ontology annotation, cellular component: Golgi apparatus. The record is from RefSeq and is a predicted model, not a curated record. Gene Ontology annotation, biological process: regulation of transport.